CAAGGAGGGGACAGCGCCGGCCCCGCCGCUUCCGCCCCAUAGGCGGGGCGUUGUGCGCUGGUUACCGGUAGGAACGCGGCCCCCGCCGCUGUCCCGCAGGGCGAUGGAGCAGCCCCGGCUCAUCACCGACUCCUUCCCGUUACGGCGGCGGCGGCGGCGGCCGGGCCGAGCCCCGGGCACGGGUAAAGGCAAAGGGAAGGGGAAAGGCACCGGGUGCCCCCGGGUUCCAGCGGCCGAGGAGGAGUCACCGGGGUCCGGUCCGGAUCCGAGCGUCCUGGAGAUGCUGCGGAGCUUCGAUCUGGCGUGGGAGUACGGGCCGUGCACUGGAAUCACCCGCCUGCAGCGCUGGGAGCGCGCACAGGAGCUGGGGCUCAGCCCCCCGGACACGGUGCGUGAUGCCCUCCUGGAGCAUCAGGAUGAUCCCAGCAUCAUCUACAACCUCUGGCACGAGUACGAGCUCUGAGCCGCUGCUGCACCCCAGCGCUGGAGGGAGCAAAGGGGGGGCUGUGCCCGCUGCCCCCCAGGCCUGGCUGCAGCCAGGGUGCAUUAAAGGCUGUGUGGAAGGA
This is a messenger RNA of Neopsephotus bourkii (Bourke's parrot), 566 nucleotides long. RefSeq names its product DNA polymerase delta 4, accessory subunit (gene POLD4). Bases 104 to 463 code for a protein of 119 amino acids. Gene Ontology annotation, biological process: DNA synthesis involved in DNA repair; DNA-templated DNA replication. Lineage: Eukaryota; Metazoa; Chordata; Aves; Psittaciformes; Psittacidae. Gene Ontology annotation, cellular component: delta DNA polymerase complex. The record is from RefSeq and is a predicted model, not a curated record. The transcript is spliced from 3 exons. Gene Ontology annotation, molecular function: DNA-directed DNA polymerase activity.